This is a messenger RNA of Cyprinus carpio (common carp), 593 nucleotides long. Its product is annotated as hepatitis A virus cellular receptor 1-like. The transcript is spliced from 3 exons. Lineage: Eukaryota; Metazoa; Chordata; Actinopteri; Cypriniformes; Cyprinidae. Bases 27 to 593 code for a protein of 188 amino acids. The record is from RefSeq and is a predicted model, not a curated record.
UGUUGUCUGUCUUUAGCUUGCGUGACAUGGCUUCUUCUGGGGAAGAAAUAAUAUCCAUACAGAGAGGUUGCAACUUACCUGCGCUUAACAGAUGCACCUCCUGCUGUUCCCUAUUUCACUGUCCUUUCUGUAUUUCUGAUUUUUUCAAGCCCUCAAAGAAAAAUUAUACAAUCCACCGGUGUGGUCUAGGUUGUGUGUCACAAUUACACUACCAUUGUGUAUAUUGUUCCUCAAUAAAAAUCCGACGUGACAACUUUGUGGCCCACUUGAAAGGCUGUAAGACUGCUAGUAAAUUAACCACCAUUCCUGAUGUGGCUCCCUUAACUGCCAGUAUAUCGACGACCAUUCCAGAUGUGGCUCCCUUAACUGCCAGUAUAUCGACGACCAUUCCAGAUGUGGCUCCCCUGCCUUCCAGUAUAUCGACGACCAUUCCAGAUGUGGCUCCCCUGCCUUCCAGUAUAUCGACGACCAUUCCAGAUGUGGCUCCCCUGCCUUCCAGUAUAUCGACGACCAUUCCAGAUGUGGCUCCCCUGCCUUCCAGUACAUCGACGACCAUUCCUGACCUGCCUCCCUUAACUGCUAAAGUGACGUGA